GCAAUAAAUAUUUUAUUUGAAUCAUGGUACAGACAAUCUGCAACGCGUAAGAUAUUAGGGGAUUAAUAUUUUUGUAAGUGGUUAAAAGGGAAAGAAAAAACUUAAACCACUAUAUAUAUAAGUCUUAUAAAUAAUGAGUUAAAUGAAGCAAAUUAUUAUUGGGAUAGAAGAAAGGAAAGAUGGAAGAAAAAAAAGUAGCAAUAAUAGGAGGUGGAAUAAGUGGUUUAUUAGCAUGCAAACACCUUCUUGAGAAAGGGUUUAAGCCAUUAGUUUUUGAAGCUAAGAGCACAAUUGGAGGUGUUUGGUCACAAACUUUGAGAUCAACUAAGCUUCAAACUCCUAAAAGUUAUUACCAAUUCACUGACUUUCCAUGGCCAUCUAGUGUUAAAGAAACAUUCCCUCAUAAUAUUCAAGUUAUGCAGUAUCUUACAGCAUAUGCUUCGCAUUUUAAUCUUCUUCCUUAUUUUAAAUUCAAUUCCAACGUUUUAAGUAUUGAUCACGAUGAUUAUCAUAAUGAUUUAGAUGAUGAUCAUGAUGUGUGGGUGGUAUGGGGUGAUAAUGGAGGAUCUUUACAUGAUAAUCAUGCGAAAAAAUGGAAAGUAAGAGUUGAAGAUCUUAGUUGUCAUCAUCCUACCAAGCCUGCUGAGGUGCAGGUUUAUGAAGUAGAUUUUGUGAUCAUCUGCACAGGAAAGUAUAACCUGCCAUAUGUACCAGAAUUUCCAAAGGAUAAAGGUUUAGACAUAUUUUCAGGGAAGGUUUUACACUCAAUGGAGUAUGCUGCUUUACACGAUGAUGAAGCAUCUAAACUUAUUACCAAUAAAAAUGUGACUGUCGUUGGAUUUCAAAAAUCAGCUGUUGAUCUUGCCUCAGAAAUCUCUAGACAUAAUGGUGCAAAGCAUCCAUGCACAGUGUUGUACACGAGAGCGCAUUGGACAGUUAGUGAAAGCUUGCUCAAGCUCAACUUUCAGCUUUUGAAUCGAUUUGGUGAGUUGAUGAUCCACAAACCUGGUGAAGGGUUGCUCUUGUGGCUCUUGGCUACUCUUUUAUCACCCUUGAUGUGGAUCUUCUCAAAAGUAAUGGAAACUUAUCUGAAGUGGAUCUUUCCUUUAAGAAAAUACAACACACUCCCAGACCAUAGUUAUUUAAACCAAGUUGUAUCAUGCAUGACAGCAGUUUUGCCAACAGAUUUCUAUGAUAUGGUUAAACAAGGAAGCUUAGUUUUGAAAAAAGCUCAAACUUAUGCUUUCUACAAAAAUGGUCUAAUUGUUGAUGGAACAAAUCUACCAAUGGAUGUGGUUAUCUUUGCAACUGGAUUUAAAAGUGAACAAAAUCUCAAAAAUAUUUUUUCCUCCAUUACUCUCCAGAAGUUGAUCAAUGGUGAAUCCUCCACUCCAUUCUACAGGGAAUGCAUUCAUCCAAGAAUACAUCAGUUAGCAAUUUUAGGCUACCCAGAGAGCGCUUCAAAUCUAUUUAGUAUAGAGAUGAGAAGCAAAUGGUUGGCACAUUUACUUGCUGGAAAAUUCAAAUUGCCAAAGAUAAAAGACAUGGAAAAAGACAACAUAAAUUGGCAGAAAUGUAUGGUUAAUUAUGUGGGUAAAAGGUAUAAAAGAUCUUGUGUUAGUGUGUUGCUUCAAAUACACCAAAAUGAUCAAUUAUGCAAAGAUAUGGGUUAUAACCCUAAGAGGAAAAAUUCUUUUUUUUCUGAAUUAUUUGCACCUUAUUCUCCAUUAGAUUAUGCAAACAUUAAAUAGUAAGCUUAUCAAGUGACCAAGAUUAAUCAUCUUGAUAAUUAAUGAUAUAGGAUAAAUAUAAUUAGAUAUAUUAUGUUUAAUUUGUUGAAACUGUUAUGCUGCAGACAUUGUAUAAGUGUGGAAUAAAUGUAUUCUGUUAAAACCAUUAUUAUAUAUUUAGUAACUGUAUUUGUAUCUAUUGU
Amaranthus tricolor (Joseph's coat) is the source of this 1933-nucleotide messenger RNA. Its product is annotated as probable flavin-containing monooxygenase 1. The coding region runs from base 180 to 1751 and encodes 523 amino acids. The record is from RefSeq and is a predicted model, not a curated record. Gene Ontology annotation, molecular function: flavin adenine dinucleotide binding; NADP binding; N,N-dimethylaniline monooxygenase activity. The transcript is spliced from 5 exons. Lineage: Eukaryota; Viridiplantae; Streptophyta; Magnoliopsida; Caryophyllales; Amaranthaceae.